AUGGCUGCCUCAGGCUCAACUCCCACGAUCUCUGCUUUCCUCGUCCUCUUCGUGGCCGUCAUCACCGGCGGCUCCGUCGCCGUCGCGGCGAGCACGGCGCUGGACGAAGUGUGCGGCGGCCUGGGCGGCUACUACGUGACGCCGGAGCUCUGCGUGUCCGCGCUGUGCCCGGACCCGUCGUCGCCGUGCCGCGCCGCGCGCGACACGCCCGCGGUGGCGGCGAUCGCGGCCAGGCUCGCGGCGGCCAACGCCACCGCGGCCAGGGACAGCGUCGAGGCCGCGCUCUCGUCCUAUGCCGCUGCCACCGCGGGGGCCGCGGCGGCGGCCUUGCGGUCGUGCCUGCGGCUCUACGGCGGCGUCGUGCCGGCGCUGCAGUGGGCGGCGCGGUCCGCGGCCGCGGGGCGGCUCCCCGGCGCGAGGGAGGUGAUGCUGGCGGCGCAGUACGUGCCUGCCGGGUGCGACGGCAUGGCGGACGGCGCCGUGACGCUGCCCUCGGAGAACGACGGCUUCGCCACGAUGGUCACCGUCGCGCACGCCGUUCUCGCCACCCUGUCCAAGGGCUACUGA
Molecule: messenger RNA, 567 nt
Organism: Miscanthus lutarioriparius
Lineage: Eukaryota; Viridiplantae; Streptophyta; Magnoliopsida; Poales; Poaceae
Source: the annotation of a GenBank genome assembly